GUCCUUGCUCAGCAUGGAAUAUAAGCAUUCACGAGUAUUCGGAAAGAUCAGAUGACAAAGCCGGUCCGAUUUUAUACACAUUCUGCUCCAGAGAAAAAAAUUCAACAAACACGCUCCCGUGGCAAAUGAAUAUCGUGGUCAUCAAGCUAAGAGCAAUGACGCAGACUCCWCCACAAUACUACAUCAAAUGGAGAUCAGAUGUUGAUCGUGCCCGACUGUCUGGAUCGACGGCCCAUACAGCCGCUGCCAGUGGAUCACUUAAAUUGGCAAACAAUUGGACAAUAUUAUUAUUUACCAUCAUAUUUCUUUACGUAAAACAAAUGAAAAACAGUUGAAUAUUUGUAUUAUYGCCCAUAUAAAUAAAGUGUUUUUUUACAUACCUACGUAGACUUAAGUACUUAAGUGUUAAGGUUUCUACAAAUAAUUGGACUAGAAAUUAUUAUUUCAGUUUUUGACUGUCAGUGUUUGAUUGAUUUCGUGCCAAAUUCUUAUGCAAAUAAUUCGAUUUGUCAUUUAUGAGUUUAUAGUUGUAGAUAAUCUGAUAUUUAUUUCCUUAAUAUUUCCAUAUCAUCUACUGAAUGGUAAAAUUAAUUACAAAAACCUACUUAUAUCUAUCAUUUUCUGUUCGCAUAAUCAUUAAACAACCGAUACUCAGUAAAAAUGUAUGAUAUGUCAUAUGAAUUAUUUUUAUUCUUAAACAUUAUUUAAAAUUCUAUUAUAUUCACGAAUAAAAUGAUACAUAUUUAUGUCACAACAAUAAUGUAUAAAAGUACGGAUAAUUGGAGAUCAUACAACUUAUUUGGAACUUAUCCUAGUCUCAAARAUAGUAUGAUACCUAAAAGUAUCUAAUUAUCAAUUUAAAAGUUAAUUCAAUUAGUGUGCACYUACUGCACCUCCUAUACCAUUUUGUUGAAUUUCUCAAAAAAAUKUAAUCAAUAUAUUUUUUUCUAACUUUAAAAAUUGAUUGAUCUGAUAGUUUUGUUAAUUUAGUUGAGUAUGCAAACUCUUUUAAAAGUACUAAAUGAUUUUUUAGAAUAUAAAUAAAGCUUAAAACAUCUACGUAUCCAAUUUAUAUUGGUUUUGUUUUCUCAUAAAUAUUUUAUGCAUUCAUUUUUAUAAAGACAAUGAGUUUAAGAGUUU
This is a messenger RNA of Diuraphis noxia (Russian wheat aphid), 1140 nucleotides long. RefSeq lists its product as uncharacterized. The record is from RefSeq and is a predicted model, not a curated record. Lineage: Eukaryota; Metazoa; Arthropoda; Insecta; Hemiptera; Aphididae.